UUAAGAAUUUGGCAGCAGAAUCUUAAUAUGUUGAUGAUGGUGCAAGCCUCUUUACUUAACAACCCCAACACCGCUGAGUGGGACAUAAUUGUCAUUCAAGAGCCCCAUAUCAACUUCCUAUGCAACACAUGCGCCAACCAUCACUGGCACAUUCUCUAUCCAUCUCAGCAUUAUACUCACCCUCUUCAGCGCACUCGAGCCAUCACACUAAUAAGUACUUCUCUAGAUACUAAUUCAUGGAAAUAG
Molecule: messenger RNA, 246 nt
Organism: Suillus plorans
Lineage: Eukaryota; Fungi; Basidiomycota; Agaricomycetes; Boletales; Suillaceae
Exons: 1
Source: RefSeq, a predicted model, not a curated record